CAUGCAUCUGUGAUUGGUACUAAGGCAUCAGCUGUGGGUUGUUGUUUUUUUUAAUAAUUUAUUUUUAUUGUUGAAAAUAUAAUGUUCGACUUUUAAUAGUUUUGUAAAUAAACGGACAGUUUUCUUGUUUAUUACAAAUAAAAGUGGGUUGGAUAUUUACGACAGAGGAAUAGUGUAAUAGGUGUAAAUGUUAUUCAAUCGAUUUCUACGAACUGCAUUUUUGUUAAGAGUAGCGAAUACUUGGAGUUUUAGCGAAAUGUCUUGUGCUGGAAAUCAAUGCAAUGUUAAACGCGAUAUAGCUUAUCUUAGCCAGGAAAAUGCAGCAGCUUUAGACCAGGACCUGUUUAAUGAAUACAAAUUUAGUGUGGAUCAGUUAAUGGAAUUGGCGGGAUUAAGUGUGGCUACUGCAGUAGCUAAAGUCUUCCCAACAACAUCUCACAAUUCAGCAUUAAUAAUUUGUGGUCCUGGCAACAAUGGUGGAGAUGGUUUAGUAGCUGCUCGGCAUAUGACUUUAUUUGGAUAUUCAGUUUCAGUGUACUACCCUAAACGCACACCUAAACCUCUCUAUGAGAACCUUUUAUGGCAAUGUGAAAAAUUUGGAGUGAAUAUUGUUGAUUCAUUACCACCGCCAAAUGAACUAAAGAACCAAUAUAAAGUUCUUGUUGAUGCACUAUUUGGGUUUAGUUUCAAACCACCUGUGCGGGAAGCAUUGAAGCCAGCCUUGGAUGCAUUAAUUGAUUCAGGGUUGCCAGUUUGCAGUGUAGAUAUUCCUAGUGGUUGGGAUGUAGAAAACGGUCCAGACUCAAAUCAUGCUUUAAAACCUGAUCUGCUAAUUUCUCUAUCAGCUCCAAAACUAUGUGCAAAAAAAGAAUUUAUUCAAGAUGCCAAACAUUUUCUUGGUGGUAGAUUUCUUCCACCUGGUAUCUUGCAGAAAUACAAUUUGACACUACCACCAUACCCUAGUCAGGAUCAGGUUGUAGAAUUAUAAAAAAAUUGUUAUUACUCUACAUUGCUGGUAUAUUGUGUAACAAUGGGAUGAAGUGCAAUAUUAUGUCUUUGGUGAUUUUAGUGAUAAGGUUGAAUAAAGUUUCAUAUUUUUUA
Zerene cesonia (dogface butterfly) is the source of this 1101-nucleotide messenger RNA. RefSeq names its product NAD(P)H-hydrate epimerase (gene Naxe). The record is from RefSeq and is a predicted model, not a curated record. Gene Ontology annotation, molecular function: NAD(P)HX epimerase activity. The coding region runs from base 188 to 988 and encodes 266 amino acids. Lineage: Eukaryota; Metazoa; Arthropoda; Insecta; Lepidoptera; Pieridae. Gene Ontology annotation, cellular component: mitochondrion. The transcript has 4 exons.